AUGUCCAGUCACCACCGGUGCUGUGGAGACCAGCAGUUUGACCAGCGAAGCCACUGCUGCUGCUUCGAUUCUGAACCACUAUCCCCAGAGCCUCUCAAUGCAAGCUGCUGUACAUCACCAGGGUCUAAUCACAUGGGAAUUGCUCAGACUUCUCCAAAAUGUAUGUCUGGGAAACAUCCCUGCGGCCUAGGUGCCUGCUUCAACCCAACAACAGAACGUUGCUGUGUGAACCCUACAUCUCUCCAGAGUCAAAGUUACUCCCACGAGGGAACACUCCGCCAACUCCCAUAUCUCUACAAUGGUGCUAGCUGUGGCUCUCAGGUUUACAAUCCAGACAGUAAAAUCUGCUGUGCCGGGAAGCUGUCCAAUAGGGUGCUUGGGAAAAACCUGUGCUGCGGUACAACUCCGUAUGGUGUAGAGGACCGAGGGGUGCUGUGCUGUAACCGGACCUUGCACCGUGUGGUGGAGGAUGGGUACCAGUGCUCCCCAGGUGGCCACUUGUAUCGGCCAUCCCGUGACAUGGUGUGUGGCUCACGCGUUCAUCUCAACGAUCCAGGCAAACACUGCUGUGGAGAGGAGACAUACGACCCUCAGUAUGACAUCUGCUGCAACGGACACAAGUGGGGGGGGAACAAGUCCUGCUGCGGAGGGAAGGCCUAUGACUACAACAGUGACCAGAUGAAGUGCUGUGCAGAGACUCUGUACAACCUGCAGGUUCAGGACAGACUCUCAGAGGAGGCCCAGUGCUGUGGGAGUGUUCUGAUGGAGGCUGGCUCCACCCAGACCUGCUGCUCUGCCCCAGGGCUAGACCUGCUCUAUCCUACCCAGCCAGGGUUCACCUGCUGUGGGCACCGCUAUCCCAAUGCCUCCCUGUGGUCUUGCUGCGCCGGGGUCCUGCAUCCAAGGCCUGAACCACACAACACCACCAAGAACGUGAUUCCAGGACCCAGGCUUCUACCACUGGGCGAUUUGAAGACUGAAGUCCUGUGUCACAGCAGAGUUCUGCUAGGGACAGUGGAGAGUGUGUCUGUGAAGAUGAAUGAGCGGUCCAUCGUGAUGGUGAACGCCAUGUACAUGCUGGCCUCACGUGGCCAUGUCAACGCCCUGCCUUCCCCUCACUACCUCACAUUACCCGACCACUGCAGCUCCCCUGAACUGGUGCCGGGCAACACUUACAUCUGGGUGAAAAUGCCUUUCUCAGACACCAUAAGGUUCAUCUCUGAUCUCAGCGAUCAUUCCUCCCCUGUUCAUUCCAUCCUCUCCAGGUGCUCAAAAUUAGACUUUUAACCAUGUUUUGAGGCAAUUACAUUGCUUACAAACAAUGGCUUUAA
Messenger RNA from Salvelinus fontinalis (brook trout), 1331 nucleotides. RefSeq names its product galaxin-like. The record is from RefSeq and is a predicted model, not a curated record. The transcript has 8 exons. The coding region runs from base 1 to 1287 and encodes 428 amino acids. NCBI's taxonomy places the organism in Eukaryota, Metazoa, Chordata, Actinopteri, Salmoniformes, Salmonidae.